CCUUGGCUCUAGAGUUCCCCGACGGCCGCCGGGAGUGGGACGACCGAGCGACUUGAGCGCAGGCUGUGCGGUCGGACGGUGACUGGGGCGCGAGCCGGCGACGCUGGGCUUACAGCACUGAGCAAAAAAAAGAGGCAGCAGGGAGCUCCAGGACCUGCAGGAUGGGGUCAGCCUGUAUCAAAAUCACCAAAUACUUUCUCUUCCUCUUCAAUUUGCUCUUCUUUAUCCUGGGUGCAGUGAUCCUGGGCUUCGGGGUGUGGAUCCUGGCCGACAGGAGCAGUUUCAUCUCUGUCCUGCAGACCUCCAGCUCGCUCCAGGCUGGGGCCUAUGUCUUCAUUGGCGUGGGGGCCGUCACCAUGCUCAUGGGCUUCCUGGGCUGCAUCGGCGCCAUCAAGGAGGUCCGCUGCCUGCUGGGGCUGUACUUUGUCUUCCUCCUCCUGAUCCUCAUCGCCCAGGUGGCUGCUGGGGCCCUCUUCUACUUGAACAUGGGUGAGGUGAAGCAAGAGAUGGACAACAUCGUGGCCAAGCUUAUUCAGAGCUACAAGGACAAUCACGAGGACAGAUUGCAGGAGGCCUGGGACUAUGUGCAGGCUCAGGUGAAGUGCUGCGGCUGGGCCAGCUUCCACAACUGGUCACACAACGUGGAGCUCAUGAAUCGCACCAAUAUCACCUACCCAUGUUCCUGUGAGGACAAGGGGGAUGAGGACGCCAGCCUCCCAGUGAGGAAGGGCUUCUGCGAGGCCCCCCGUGGCAACAGAACCCAGACUGGCAACAACCUGGAUGACUGGCCUGUGUACAACGAGGGCUGCAUGGAGAAGGUGCAGGCUUGGCUGCAGGAGAAUGUGGGCAUCAUCCUAGGCGUGUGUGUGGGCGUCGCUGUGAUUGAGCUCCUAGGGAUGCUCCUGUCCAUCUGCUUGUGCCGGCACAUCCACUCUGAAGACUACAGCAAGGUCCCCAAGUACUGAGGCAGCUGCUGUCCCUACUCCGUGCCCACCCCUCAACCACCGGCCUCCUAGGGGUCUUCCUGGCUCCCUCCUCCAGGCCCACCUUCCAGCUUACUACCCCUUUCCCAUCCUGUGCUGGCUGGAAGUGGGGGGCUUUCUGGGGCCUGGACCCCUCUCCCUGCCUUUCUGCCUCCAACCUUGAGCCCCAGCUGUUUGGUGGCUCCUCCGCUCACUGCCCACCUGGGCUCUCUUAGCAACUCAGACAAAACACUGUCUGCAGCAUCCCUGCACAGGUGGGCUGGGCUCUACCUGCCUUGGAGGCUGUAUAUAUUGCAGGGGGGCAAAGUGUAUUAAAAAUGGGUGGGAGGUUGGAUAAGGCACCCUGCACUUUCAGGGGACUGCCCACUGCGUGGGUAAACUUUUUUUCCAUUUAAUGCAUAUAUCUUUGGUUUUCAGAUUUUCAUUGAAGGUAGUGGGAGAGGGUGGGCUUCACCUGACAUUAGAGCAGCCCCUCUUCCCCAGACCUGAUCCAGCCCCAGCAAGGCAGCUCAGAUAGGCCUAGGCUAUGCCGUGGGGGCAGGGCCUAGGUAAGCUGGGUCUGAACUAGCCCUGGGUUGCUUAGGGGAUCAGAAGAGUGAACCCCUGAAGCAUGGCACAGAGCUGGCCGGACAUUUUCCAGGACCCUGAACUGUCCAGCAUGUUUUCUCCUGAGAGAAGCUUGGCUGGUUUGACCUGUGCCCCCUAGGGGAUGGGCAGGUGAGGGCUGUGCCUUUUAGGGAAGUGGGGAGGGGCUCCGUCAGUUCUGUGAAACAUGCUCCAAGAUUUGAUGACUGACUAUUAAAGAGGAUCUGUAACAAUCCA
Molecule: messenger RNA, 1805 nt
Organism: Manis javanica (Malayan pangolin)
Lineage: Eukaryota; Metazoa; Chordata; Mammalia; Pholidota; Manidae
Gene: CD82
Product: CD82 molecule
Cellular component (GO): plasma membrane
Source: RefSeq, a predicted model, not a curated record